Messenger RNA from Zootoca vivipara (common lizard), 1733 nucleotides. RefSeq names its product IKAROS family zinc finger 1 (gene IKZF1). The record is from RefSeq and is a predicted model, not a curated record. Lineage: Eukaryota; Metazoa; Chordata; Lepidosauria; Squamata; Lacertidae. Gene Ontology annotation, molecular function: RNA polymerase II cis-regulatory region sequence-specific DNA binding; DNA-binding transcription factor activity. Gene Ontology annotation, biological process: regulation of transcription by RNA polymerase II.
GCGAGGGAGAAGGUUGGGCGCUCCCGGGCGCCGCUGCCGCCGCGAUGCUGCCUUGGCGGGCGGAAGUGGGCUGGGGCGCCGACGGAGCCGAGCUGCCUGCGGGCGCGCUGCUGCCACACCGAGAGCUCGGCCCCGCGAGCCGCCGACAUCCCGCCGCGCCCGGAGCAGAUAACUUGAGGAAAAUGGAAACAGAUGAGGCUCAAGAUAUGUCCCAAGUUUCAGGAAAAGAAAGUCCUCCGGUAAGCGAUGUCCCGGAUGAUUCUGAUGAGCCCAUGCCCGUGCCAGAAGAUCUUUCCACCAGCACAGGAGGACAGCAGAAUUCUCGCAGCGAGAGAGUUUUGGCCAGUAAUAUUAAAAUAGAGACACAGAGUGAUGAAGAGAAUGGGCGUGCCUGUGAAAUGAAUGGGGAAGAAUGUGCGGAGGAUUUACGAAUGCUUGAUGCCUCUGGAGAGAAAAUAAAUGGCUCACACAAUGGGAGCAAAGCCAUGUCAGGAGUUGGAGGCAUUCGACUCCCUAACGGAAAGCUAAAGUGUGAUGUCUGUGGGAUAAUUUGCAUCGGUCCCAAUGUUCUUAUGGUUCACAAGAGGAGCCACACUGGCGAACGCCCCUUCCAUUGUAAUCAGUGUGGGGCAUCCUUUACUCAGAAAGGCAACCUUCUCCGUCACAUAAAGUUACACUCUGGUGAAAAGCCGUUCAAGUGCCACUUGUGUAACUAUGCUUGUCGUCGUAGAGAUGCUCUUACGGGCCACCUGAGGACCCAUUCUGUUGGCAAGCCCCACAAAUGUGGAUACUGUGGUCGCAGCUACAAACAGCGCAGCUCUUUGGAAGAACAUAAAGAGCGUUGCCACAACUAUUUGCAAACCAUGAACCUCUCAGGCAGCCUCUACCCGGUCAUGAAAGAUGAAACCAGCCAGAGCGAAAUGGCUGAAGACCUGUGCAAGAUGGGGUCAGAGCGAUCCCUUAUGUUGGACAGACUAGCAAGUAACGUCGCCAAACGUAAGAGUUCUAUGCCUCAGAAAUUUGUUGGUGAAAAAUGUGCAAAUGAUGUUCCUUAUGAUGCAACCACCAAUUUUGAGAAGGAGAAUGAUAUGAUGCAGACCCAUGUCAUAGACCAGGCUAUUAACAACGCCAUCAGCUACCUGGGGGCAGAGUCCUUGCGCCCGCUGGUGCAGACCCCACCAGGAGGCUCUGAAGUAGUGCCUGUCAUCAGCCCCAUGUAUCAGCUUCAUAAGUCCCUUGGGGAGACCAACCUGGCUCGAUCCAAUCAUGCCGCGCAGGACAGCGCGGUGGAAAACCUGCUACUACUUUCUAAAGCCAAAUCCAUUUCUUCAGAAAGGGACCCUUCACCCAUCAACAGUCAAGACUCCACUGAUACAGAGAGUAAUAACGAAGAACGCAGCGGCUUAAUUUACCUAACAAAUCACAUAGCACCCCAUGCACGGAACGGUCUCUCGAUAAAGGAAGAACACCGGCCGUAUGACCUCCUAAGGGCAAACAGUGACAGCUCCCAAGAUGCCUUCAAAGUAAUCAAUGGCAAUGGAGAGCAAGUGAAAGUUUACAGAUGUGAACAUUGUCGGGUCCUGUUCUUGGAUCAUGUAAUGUACACCAUCCAUAUGGGCUGCCAUGGGUUCCGCGAUCCUUUUGAGUGUAACAUGUGUGGCUACCACAGCCAGGACAGGUACGAGUUCUCCUCCCACAUCACCCGAGGAGAACACCGCUACCACAUGAGUUAA